Messenger RNA from Elaeis guineensis (African oil palm), 690 nucleotides. The record is from RefSeq and is a predicted model, not a curated record. Lineage: Eukaryota; Viridiplantae; Streptophyta; Magnoliopsida; Arecales; Arecaceae.
AUGGAGCUCCUCCUAUCCCCAAAGAAGAGAAGGCUAUCGCUUUCUUGCGAGGAGGAAAGGCAGCCAGCUCCGACCAAGAAGAAGGCAAGAUGGCAGAAGGAGAAGACAAGAAAGACGCCGGCCGUCGUCGACGUCAAGAACCGGCCGUUCAAGAAGUUCGCCGCCGCUGGUGCAGCACCAUGCCGGACAAUCUUGGUGUGGUUGGGAAUCCACCGCCCGGUCCUCCUGUUUGAGAAGAUCCUCUUCCACAGCGACGUCGACAGGGAGCAGAACCGGCUGCAGGUGAACGAGGGAGUGGUGGAGUCGUCACCAUUGAUGGCGAUGCUAACCGAAGAGGAGGAGUCCGUGAUGAAGAACCCCAAGAUCGGGUUGCCGGUCACCGUGCUCGACCCCCUGGCACGCGAGUACCGGAUGACUCUCAGGAAGCUCGGGACCCACUACUAUCGUUUCAUGGGCCAAUACCAUAAGCUCGUGAAGAACAACAAGAUCGAGGUCCAUCACAUUCUUGAUAUCUGGGGAUUUCGUGUCCGGGGAGGCCAACAGGAGGGCGAGCUCCGAUUCGCGAUGCUAAAUUAUGGCCAAGAAGAAACGGAGGAUGAUGGAGAAAAGCUCACGGCUCGUGAGAAGGAGGCCAUCGAGGCGUUGUUGGAGCUGAAGAAGGGGCCUGCGAUUUUCCAGGAUUAGCGGUUG